AUGGCGGCGAGCGCAGAAGCCCCGUCGGCGGAUCCACCCCAAAGCGGCGAUGCUGGAGAGGACAGUGAGCCAGUGGUGACUCCUUGGACGGUGUCUGGCGAUGUGGACUACAAUAAGCUUGUUGACAAGUUUGGAUGCUCCUUGAUACCUCCAGAAAUGGUAGAAAGGAUUGAAAGGUUGACUGGCAUGCCAGUGCACCCUUUUCUGAGGCGGGGAAUCAUAUUUGCGCACAGGGAGCUGAACAUCAUCCUGGAUUGCUACGAGAAGGGGUUGCCUUUUUAUCUUUACACUGGCAGAGGUCCCUCAUCUGAAGCUCUGCACCUGGGCCACCUUGUUCCCUUCAUGUUCACCAAGUACCUGCAGGAUGCCUUCAAGGCCCCCCUUGUCAUUCAGCUCACGGAUGACGAGAAGUCCCUCUGGAAAAACCUGGACGUGGAUGAGGCGCGCAGGCUGGCACGAGAGAAUGCCAAGGACAUUAUUGCAUGCGGUUUCGACAUAGCAAGGACGUUCAUUUUCAGCGACUAUGACUAUGUUGGAGGAGCGUUCUACCGGAAUGCCAGCAGGAUCCAGAGAUGCGUAACACUCAACCAGGUGAAAGGCAUCUUCGGAUUCACUGGUGAGGACAACAUCGGCAAGAUAUCGUUCCCUGCCAUCCAGGCAGCGCCGUCUUUUCCCGACUCCUUCCCUCACAUGUUUGGCACGCGGAAGGACAUACGGUGUCUCAUUCCUUGCGCCAUUGACCAGGAUCCGUACUUUCGGAUGACACGUGACGUUGCCCCACGCAUCGGCCAUCACAAGCCUGCACUGAUCGAAUCCCGCUUUUUCCCAGCCCUCCAAGGCAUCAGUGGCAAAAUGAGCGCCAGCGACACCACCACUGCCAUUUACACAGGGGAUUCGCCAAAGGAGAUCAAAUCAAAGAUAAGCAAGUACGCGUACUCUGGAGGCCGUGCGACAGUUGAGGAGCAUCGCUUGAAGGGGGCGGAUUUGGAUGUCGACAUACCCUUCAAGUAUCUGUCCUUCUUCUUGGAUGACGACGAAAAGUUGGAGACGAUCAGGCAAGAGUAUGGUUCCGGGAGGAUGCUCUCAGGGGAGGUGAAAGCCGAGCUAAUUCAGCUCCUCCAAGACCUGGUCGCUCGACACCAGGCCGCACGCUCGAAGGUCACUGAGGAUGUGGUGGACAUGUUCAUGGCGGUCAGGCCGAUGCCGGGAUUGUUUCGGUGA
This is a messenger RNA of Ostreobium quekettii, 1221 nucleotides long. Lineage: Eukaryota; Viridiplantae; Chlorophyta; Ulvophyceae; Bryopsidales; Ostreobiaceae. The record is from the annotation of a GenBank genome assembly.